CGCUCAGGCGGGGGGGCGGGCCUUUCUCCCCGCCGCGGCAGCAGGAGGAACCCAGGCGGCUGGCGGGGCUGGCGAUGGCGUUAAGCGCCCCUCGUGCGUGAGCCCGCUGCCGCCGCGGGGAGCGCCCCGCUGAGGGAGGGCACCCGCCGCGCGCCGGAGAGUGGUUUCGCUUCGUACGGGAAGGAGAGGAGAACAUGAGGGGAGCGCGGCGCUGAGGCUGAGUGUUUAAAACGGACAUCUGAGAUCUGUGACAAAAAGCCCCCAAAGGCAUUUGGAAGGGAUGUUCUUGCUGAUUCAAGACAACAUAGUUCUGUUCAAGACUCUACACUGGGGAUAAGGACAUGGGACUCCUCCUGCCAGAUUCCAGAUGGUUCAUUACAACUGACAUCUUGGUUGACAACUGUGGAAAGGAACUUUGGAUUAUUUUAUUUUAUUUUUGUGGUAGACCACAAUCCCCAAACUGUAGAACACAUCAGGUUCCAUAUUUCUUGUAGAAUUUUAAAAUAAUCUUUUCUAAUGAGGAUGUCUGAUAUUCUUACUGUAAAAGAUGAAACUGAUGCAAUGAAGGGUUCAGAAGCUGAAUUUAAAGAUACAGAACCAGAUGAAAACCUUAUAAAAUCAGGAAGUCAGGAGCAGAUCCAAGCGGAAAAGGAUGAAAAUUGUCCUGAUAGCAAAAACGAUAUGCCGGAGAAAAUUCAAAUCCAGUUGUCACAUUGUUUUGAAAAAGAAGAAAAGCCUGCAAAAGAUGAAACGGAAAAGGAAAAGUCCAGUGAUAAAUUGCCCAGAAAAAUGUUAUCAAGAGAUUCCAGCCAAGAAUACACAGAUUCCACUGGUAUAGAUCUUCAUGAAUUUUUAGUAAAUACAUUAAAAAACAAUCCCAGGGACAGAAUGAUGCUGCUGAAAUUAGAACAGGAAAUUUUAGAUUUCAUUGGUAAUAAUGAAGUUCCAAGAAAAAAGUUUCCCCCAAUGACAUCUUACCAUAGAAUGCUGUUGCACAGGGUAGCUGCUUAUUUUGGAUUAGAGCACAACGUGGACCAGAGUGGGAAGUCAGUCAUAGUAAAUAAAACUAGCAAUACAAGAAUACCUGACCAAAAGUUUUGUGAGCAUAUAAAGGAUGAGAAGGGUGAUGAUUUUCAGAAGCGGUACAUCCUUAAAAGAGAUAACUCUAGUUUAGACAAAGAUGACAACCAGAUGAGAAUACGAUUAAAAGAUGACAGAAGAAGUAAAUCAAUAGAAGAACGUGAAGAAGAAUACCAGAGAGCUAGAGAGAGAAUAUUUGCUCAAGAUUCCCUGUGUUCCCAAGAGAAUUAUUUCACUGAUAAAAGAAUCCAGGAGGAAGAAACUAAUAGUACACAACAAAGACGACAGAUAUUUAGAAUCAAUAAGGAAACAUCAGGGAGAUCAGCCAACAGCCAUCAGAGCAGUACUGAGAAUGAGCUGAAGUAUUGUGAACCCCGUCCCUGGAGCAGCACCGACUCUGAUAGUUCCAUCCGCAAUCUGAAGCCAGCUGUAACGAAAGCCAGCAGCUUCAGUGGGAUAUCAGUUCUGACAAGAGGAGAUAGCUCUGGAAGCAGCAAAAGCACAGGCAGGCUGUCUAAGACAGGUCAGCCGUUCCUCAAUCCAGAUGGCACUCCCGUUGUGUACAAUCCACCGAUGCCUCAGCAGCCCGUUAGGACCCAAGUGCCUGGACCUCCACAACAGCCACCUCUUCCCCCACCACCUCAGCAACAGCCAGCAGCUAAUCACAUCCUCUCACAGCAAGACAACCUAGGAUCACAAUUCAGCCAUAUGAGUCUUGCCCGUCAGCCACCUGCUGAUCCAGCUGAACCUCAUACUACUAUGUUCCAGUCCACUGUAGUCCUCCAGCCCCCACAGCAGUCUGGUUAUAUCAUCGCAGCUGCUCCACCUCCACCACCCUCUGGCCAGCCAGUUUCUACUCAAGGCUACUCUACAUCUAGCCACCCUGUCAGCCAGCAAGUGCUCCAGCAGCAGGGAUAUAUGCAGCAACCUGUGCCGCAGAUGCCAGCUUGUUAUUGUACACCCAAUCAGUACCCGCACUCCAGCCAACAGUAUCGACCUGUUUCUGUCCAUUACAACACGCAGCAGAACCAACCAUUGGCACAGCCUGGACAGCAGACAGGUUACCAAGUUUUGCCUAACCAGCAGCAAAACUACCAGGGUUUAGUUGGAGUUCAGCAGUCUCAGAAUCAAAAUCUAGUCAGUGGCCAACACAACAAUGUUGGGAAUCAAAUUCAAGGUGUGAUUGUUCCAUAUCCUUCAGUGCCAUCAUAUCAGGUUUCGGUGCCUCAAGGUUCCCAGGCAGUGCCCCAGCAGACAUAUCAACAGCCUGUAAUAAUUCCCAGUCAGUCAAAUCAAGGAUUGCCCACAACAGGAAUGCCAGUUUACUACAGCGUCAUUCCAUCAGGUCAACAGAAUAAUUUAAGUUCAUCAGUAGGAUAUUUGCAGCCUCCUGGAUCAGAGCAGAUACAGUUUCCUAGAACAUCAUCACCAUGUAACUCUCAGCAGCUUCAAGGACAGCAAUGUGCAGUUUAUAGCAACCAUUCAAGUCAGAAGCCAUCACCUCCUACAUUAUUGCCACCUUCAUCAAAGUCAAAGCCACAACAGUCUGCUUCCAUUGUGCACUACAGCAUAGUGUCUCCACCCUCAUCAUGUAAAAGUUCACCCACUGGUCUUUCCAUCAUGCAGCCAAUAAAAGCAGUAGCAGCACCACCAGGUGGAGGAGUAGUAAUGAUGCAGCUCAAUAUACCUAACAAUCCUCAGCCUCGGAACCAUUCACCUCCACAGUGGAAACAGAAUAAAUACUACUGUGAUCAUCAAAGGGGGCAGAAGUCCACAGAACUUAGCACUUUAGACAGUGCUGCACAGUUGCAGCAUAGUCCUCAAGUAGGUAGUCCCGUCACCUCACCGGCCCAAUCACCAGCACCAGCUCAGCUAUCAAACAUGAAGAACAUCCGUCCCACAUUAACACCUCUUUCUAUUGUGCCCCAGUUUUCUAGACCUUUCGUCCCUGGACAAGGAGAUGCCAGAUACCCAUUGCUCGGCCAGCCCCUGCAAUACAAUCCACCAUCUUUAUUACGUGGACAAGUAGCAAGCCAACAGUGUCAGCCUGGAAACAGACACGGAAACAGGGGGAAGAAACCAGCAAAGAAGGCUGCUUCAACAGAUCUUGGUGCGGGAGAACCAGUUGUGGGAAAAGUUCUAGAAAUAACUGAACUGCCAGAAGGCAUAACUCGUAUGGAAGCAGAGAAACUAUUUGGAGAACUUUUAAAAGUUGGUGCCAAGAUUCGGUGGCUAAGGGAUUCGCAGUGUCUGCAGACGCAGCAGCAGCAGCACCGUCGUUACUGUGGCAGCGGAGAUAGCAAUGUGAGCACUGAGCCAUCCAAACCCAGUGACUUGGCCUCCACGUACACGGUUCUAGCUACGUUCCCUACGAUGUCAGCUGCUCAGAAUGCAUUGAAGAAACAAAGUAGUACCUCAGUUAACAAGUUCAGGCUGAGAACGAGCAAGAAGCACUACGACUUUCACAUUCUGGAAAGGGCUAGUUCUCAGUAGCAGUUCCGUCGGUGGACACUCAGCCUUUACUACUUCAUGUCCUCCUCUCCUCUAUUGGCUUGAUGUUACGGGGUUUCUGCUCUCUUUAGAGAGACUCCUGGGAUGUUUUGUCGUGUGACAGUAACCAUUGAAGAAUAACCCAGUGAUCCAGCGAGAUGAAGAAAAAAAUACAGAGUUGAUCCCAGACAAUAGCAAGGAAUCACCUUUGAGACAGGCAGCUUUCUAUAAGGAAUGCCGCUGAAAUGCCCCCUACUUUUAUAAUAGUUUUGUUUUAUAUUUUUGAAUUCUUGUAUCAGAUCCAAAGUUCUAUUGUACAGCAGACAUUCAUAAAAUCCCACAUUCAGAUUUGUAUUUUAUAAUCCCUUUUCACAGCCAGCACGCAGCUGUCCAUUCCAAAGCAGGAGCCUGAGGAUUGGUGGAGGGGAAAAGAGAACCAUGUCCAAGGAAUUACACUCAUUUUCUAGCAAAGUACCCCAAAUCUUCAAAUUAACCUGUUCCUUUUCCCUUGCGUUUUUCUUUUUUUGUUUUUUAAAGAAAAAAAUAUAAUUUUAGUAACUAGCUAACUCCUUAGAUGGUUGUUUUCUUUUGAGAUUCAUUCAAACAAUGUCAAAAGAAAUUACAAAUUGUUUGUACCCUUGAAGGAUUUGCUUCUGAUCCAACAAGUUUAAUAAGUAUUUAAGGGGGAAUAUGAAUAGAUUACAAAGAAUGUUCACUGAAUCACAUUUUAAUAUUUCUUUUUAACAAAAAGGUGAAGAAACUAAAAUGUAUCUUCACAAGUGACAAAAUGUUUGCACUUUAAUUGUGUUCCCACCAGUAUGAAUCUUUCUCUUCCUUUUCACGCUAAGAUAAUUGUAUUUGAUAAGUGCUGGAAACCUUUUUAAUGGUUUAAGUUUUCAUCAUUUGCAGAUGCUCACUGGACAUUAAAGAUUAAUUGCACAUAAAAAUGAAACAAACAUUUUUUCAAUUUGUGUAAUUUGCAAGGCUGUACAAUGUGUGCUGAUGCAAGCCUUUUUCAGUUCAAGAAAAUAAAUGUUUACAAACAAA
This is a messenger RNA of Cygnus atratus (black swan), 4617 nucleotides long. RefSeq names its product R3H domain containing 1 (gene R3HDM1). The record is from RefSeq and is a predicted model, not a curated record. The transcript has 26 exons. Lineage: Eukaryota; Metazoa; Chordata; Aves; Anseriformes; Anatidae. Gene Ontology annotation, molecular function: nucleic acid binding. The coding region runs from base 517 to 3573 and encodes 1018 amino acids.